ACAGUGAGCAGCUAAUGCAGUUGUACAGCGCCCGCCAGAGGCGGCGCCUGAACCGGGGCCUGCGGCGCAAGCAACACUCGCUUCUCAAGCGCCUGAGGAAAGCCAAGAAGGAGGCUCCACCCAUGGAGAAGCCGGAGGUGGUGAAGACGCACCUGAGGGACAUGAUCAUCCUGCCCGAGAUGGUGGGCAGCAUGGUGGGCGUGUACAACGGCAAGACCUUCAACCAGGUGGAGAUCAAACCGGAGAUGAUCGGCCACUACCUGGGCGAGUUCUCCAUCACCUACAAGCCGGUGAAGCACGGCCGGCCUGGUAUCGGGGCCACCCACUCCUCCCGCUUCAUCCCCCUCAAAUAGCCGCGGCCAAUAAAGACUCGUGUUCAGUC
Messenger RNA from Acomys russatus (golden spiny mouse), 382 nucleotides. It is a transcript of the gene Rps15, whose product is annotated as ribosomal protein S15. Bases 15 to 353 code for a protein of 112 amino acids. Gene Ontology annotation, biological process: translation; ribosomal small subunit assembly. NCBI's taxonomy places the organism in Eukaryota, Metazoa, Chordata, Mammalia, Rodentia, Muridae. The record is from RefSeq and is a predicted model, not a curated record. The transcript is spliced from 2 exons. Gene Ontology annotation, molecular function: RNA binding; structural constituent of ribosome. Gene Ontology annotation, cellular component: ribosome; cytosolic small ribosomal subunit.